AUGCCACUGGUGAUGAUGAUGAUGAUGAUGGAUGAUGAUGAUGAUGAUGAUGGUGAUGAUGAUGGUGAUGAUGAUGAUGAUGAUGGUGAUGAUGAUGAUGAUGAUGAUGAUGGUGAUGAUGAUGAUGAUGGUGAUGAUGAUGAUGAUGAUGAUGAUGAUGGUGAUGAUGAUGAUGAUGAUGAUGAUGAUGAUGAUGAUGAUGAUGAUGAUGAUGAUGAUGAUGAUGAUGAUGAUGAUGAUGAUGAUGAUGAUGAUGAUGAUGAUGAUGAUGAUGAUGAUGAUGAUGAUGAUGAUGAUGAUGAUGAUGAUGAUGAUGAUGAUGAUGAUGAUGAUGAUGAUGAUGAUGAUGAUGAUGAUGAUGAUGAUGAUGAUGAUGAUGAUGAUGAUGAUGAUGAUGAUGAUGAUGAUGAUGAUGAUGAUGAUGAUGAUGAUGAUGAUGAUGAUGAUGAUGAUGAUGAUGAUGAUGAUGAUGAUGAUGAUGAUGAUGAUGAUGAUGAUGAUGAUGAUGAUGAUGAUGAUGAUGAUGAUGAUGAUGAUGAUGAUGAUGAUGAUGAUGAUGAUGAUGAUGAUGAUGAUGAUGAUGAUGAUGAUGAUGAUGAUGAUGAUGAUGAUGAUGAUGAUGAUGAUGAUGAUGAUGAUGAUGAUGAUGAUGAUGAUGAUGAUGAUGAUGAUGAUGAUGAUGAUGAUGAUGAUGAUGAUGAUGAUGAUGAUGAUGAUGAUGAUGAUGAUGAUGAUGAUGAUGAUGAUGAUGAUGAUGAUGAUGAUGAUGAUGAUGAUGAUGAUGAUGAUGAUGAUGAUGAUGAUGAUGAUGAUGAUGAUGAUGAUGAUGAUGAUGAUGAUGAUGAUGAUGAUGAUGAUGAUGAUGAUGAUGAUGAUGAUGAUGAUGAUGAUGAUGUUGUAAGAGCUCUCUGCAGGAUUGUCUUGCAUGAAAGAUUCUGGCUAAACCUGUGUUACUCCUGA
This is a messenger RNA of Dicrocoelium dendriticum, 960 nucleotides long. The record is from the annotation of a GenBank genome assembly. NCBI's taxonomy places the organism in Eukaryota, Metazoa, Platyhelminthes, Trematoda, Plagiorchiida, Dicrocoeliidae.